AUGAAUAACCAACCAAGAAUACCCUUCCAUGUCUCUUCACAAAUCCGGCAAUCUCAACCUCCAAGUACUUCGACUUCCAUCUCGGUUGAAACAGUGGAACACUCUGUCCAAAAUCUCAUCAAAAGCUGGCACAGAAGGCAAAGAUGGAUGCACCUUUGGAAUCCUAUACUAGUACUAGACCCCAAUAGAGAAUCAUGGAGAAACCACUUAAUCAAGUUUCUGGAAUCAACACCAGUCCACGUUUUUGCAAUCUCACUGCUUCUUCUGGACCUCAUCUUAACUAUCCUAGAACUUUCCUCUUCUUUACUUUCAUGCACCCCAGAAGAAGAUAAUAAGAUAGAAAAAGUUUGGUACCAUUGGGCGGGGGUUGGUAUAUUAAGCCUUCUUUCUGCUAAGUCGGCUGCUCUAGUUGUGGGGCUGGGCAGCUCCUUCUUUAAGCGGCCAGGUUAUGUUGUUGAUGGUGCAGUUGUUAUCGGGGCACUAUUCUUGGAAGCGUUUUUGGAGAGGAACGGUGGAGGAUUGCUUGUAGUUGUGAGUUUGUGGCGAGUUGUGAGGUUGGUGGAGAGCGCGUUUGAGUUGAGUGAUGAGGCCAUCGAAGCACAGAUUGAAGGAAUAGUUAGCCAGUUUGAAGCACUUAGCAAGGAGAAUACAAGGCUGUUGAAGACAAUUGCAGAGAAAGAUAAUAUGAUAGAGAAGCUACAGAAGAUAAUACAGAAGCUAGAAAAGGAAUUGGAUCAAAACAGGAGUACAUAUAUACACGAUUCUUCGUGA
Molecule: messenger RNA, 771 nt
Organism: Dovyalis caffra
Lineage: Eukaryota; Viridiplantae; Streptophyta; Magnoliopsida; Malpighiales; Salicaceae
Source: the annotation of a GenBank genome assembly